UUUUAUUUUACGAAAUGACGACUGGGUGGCGCUGGCUGGCGUGUUGUUUCACGAAGUACCUAGUUAUUAUCUGUAUCUGUUAAAAACAUAGUUUGUAGGCGUGCUGGAUUUGUUCACUUGUUGAAUACUAUAAUUCGUGAUUUAUCGAAAAAAAUAAAUAAAAUACCGUGUUUUAGUGGGUGCGUGUUCUUUUUGAAUUCUUGAAGACAGAAGUUUUGAUUUCCAUCUCAUCCAGUCAAGGAUGUUGCGCUUUCUGAGCCGAAGGGGGCGUUCAUCGAGCCAAAAUCGCAAUAAACAAACCCAGAAGGCAUCAAGCAACAAAAAUUUAAUACAAUGCAAAGUGCUAUUACUUGAUGACACAGAUUUGUCUAUAAACUUAUCUAAGAAGGCCAGUGCCAAUGACCUUUAUGAACAAGUAUUUUAUUCUCUAGAUUUGAUAGAAAAAGAUUACUUUGGAUUACAAUUCACUGAUACCCAUAAUGUUAAACAUUGGUUGGAUCCCACUAAAACUAUUAAAAAACAAGUGAAAAUAGGACCGCCUUACACUCUACGACUGAAAGUGAAGUUUUAUUCUUCUGAGCCCAACAACUUGAGAGAAGAACUAACUAGAUAUCAGUUCUUUUUGCAAUUGAAAAAAGACAUCUUGGAAAGCAAACUUGAGUGUCCACAUUCCACUGCAGUUGAACUAGCAGCAUUAGCUUUGCAAUCAGAGCUUGGAGACUUUGAUGAAAAUGUUCACACUCCUGCAACUGUGUCAGAGUUUAGGUUUGUGCCCAACCAAACGGAAGAGAUGGAAAUUGAAAUAUUAGAAGAGUAUAAAAAAUGUAAAGGACUAACACCAGCACAAGCUGAAGUCAAUUAUUUGAACAAAGCCAAAUGGCUUGAAAUGUAUGGUGUUGACAUGCACAUUGUUUUGGGCAAAGAUGGCUGUGAAUAUCACUUGGGAUUGACACCUACAGGCAUACUCGUCUUUGAAGGACCUCAAAAAAUUGGUUUAUUCUUCUGGCCUAAAAUAAGCAAGCUUGAUUUUAAGAAAAAGAAACUAACACUUGUUGUGGUGGAAGAUGAUGACCAAGGUCGGGAACAAGAGCAUACAUUCGUGUUCAGAUUGCAUAAUGAAAAAGCAUGUAAACACCUUUGGAAAUGUGCUGUUGAACACCACACCUUCUUCCGCCUCAGAGCACCAGUAAAAGGUCCUUCAGCUCGACAAAACUUCUUCCGAAUGGGUUCUCGAUUCCAAUAUUCGGGAAAAACGGAGUACCAGACUACACAGCAAAACCGCGCCCGACGCACUGUACAAUUUGAAAGGCGACCAAGUCAAAGGUUUGCUCGACGACAAAGUCAUGUACUGAGGGAAAGAGAAAAACAGAAUGUGGUCAAACCAGAGACUGCCCAACCAGAACCAGCUAACGAAAUUCCUAGCACAUCAUCUGACACAGCAGUCUUGUUGCCUGAUGUUGAUACAUUAUCUAGAAAAAGCAGUGCUAAAUCUCAAAAAUCGUCUCUUAUGGAUGCUGAGAUUAAACCAGAAAUUGGUGAGCCAUCUACCAAGAACCUUCUCAAUGAAGAACCAGCUGAAGAAGUGUUGAUGUCGAAAGACGACGCUAUAAGCAACAAGGUGCUAUUCAAAAUGGACAAAUCUCUAAAUGAAGAAAAGAAGAACAAUUUAACUCAACUUGUAAUCAAUAAGCCAGCCUGCAGUUGUUCUCCUGUUAAUGAAUCAAACCCACUCAAUGAUCUCCUUAUGAGUUUGGUUAAAGAAAAACUCAAUAAUGAUGAUUCUAAAAAUGAAGCAAAGAGAGAUCAGUUGGAUUCAGCAAGUGACAAGGAAGUACCUAACAAUCAGACAAAAUGCUACCUCUCUUCUACUAAGGCUCUGCCACCAGGGCAGCUAAAGUGUAAUAAUAUUUUGAAAGCCAGAGAAAAUGAGGUGAAGGUCAUUAAUGAGUCCACUAACAUUAACUUGGCUAUACCAUCUACCCCGUCUCCGAAAAUAUUGAAUGAGCCUACAAAUCCCAUCAACUCUCAAUAUGUGUCAAUUGUGGUAGUGGAACCUCCUCAUAAUCAACCAAAAUUAGCGUCACCGAAACCAGUUGAGAAAAAGGAAGAUGUAACUCCCAAGGUGCAACCUAUAUCAUCCCUCUCUCCCUGGCUUGUGUCUUCUGAACCGAGCUCACCAUCUGGGAUUGGAGAGAAGGAAAUAACAAUAAUCCACCGUAAGUCCGUUAUCACUACUCAAUUGUAGGUAGUUGUAUUGAGUCAAAUUUUACUGACAAUAUUCUUAAAAAAAAUGACAAUAUAGAAUAAAAUUGCAUGUGUUGCUUUUAAAAUUAAAAUAAUGAAAUUAUUAUUUAGUGCCUUAAAAUCGCCUAUUCGUAGAUUUAGUAUUGAAUAAAUAGUCGGUGUAGUUAAUCGAAAAAAAAAGAACAUUAAUAAAAAUGUAUUUAGUUAUUUAUAGCAGUGAUCUCUAAUGUUUUUCUACAGAAUUUAUUGACACAGCAUUAGAUAUUAUGCCAACUUAAGUGCAACUGAUUUUCGGAAAACUAGUUUUGUCGUAAGCUAAACUAGUUCGUCCGACUAUAUUAAAACCGUCCAAAGCACUUGAGAUUAAACAUUCCUUGCUUAGUAUAAAUUUUCGCUUUCAAAGUUUCGACGGAAACCUAAAGCGAGAUGAUGCCUUUAUUACCACGAUAUGAUAAAUAAUAAUGGGUCAUCUGGUUUCAUUCCGCUUGGGUGUACUAAGUAGAUAUCGAUACUUUUAUUAUGUCCUUGUAUUUUUCCACGCAUAACUGUCGCACUCGACAAAAUAGGGAAAUAUGAGUGCUUCUAUUCUCUUAAAAAUGUGUCUGAGCUCACAUUGUAAUAGAAUUUAUUUUUGUAACUACUUAAAUAAAUAUGAAUUUUUUGAACAUUCCUAUAACUAAGUCUGACACGACGCGAAAGUCGAUCCAGAAAGAGAUCUAAAAUGGAGAUGAGGUUGUUCAAGGUUAGAACGUGACAAAUACAUCGAUUAGGCAGCUCUCUUGUAUUGAAAAUAUAUUAUUUAUAUUCUUCCAGAAGAAUAAUAUUAAAUAUAUUACGUUUGAAUGAUCCUAUUCAAAAUAUUCGCUGUAGUGGUAAGCUGUGUACUAUUGUAUGUACAUUUUUAUACGCAAGUGUUUUCCCCAUAUCAGUUGUCGUGUCCCAGACUACAUUUAUACAUAUAAUUAUUUUCAAUAUCAUAUAUCUUUUUAUAGGUAGUGAGUGUACUUUUAUCUAUCGCUGUUCAAACAGCACGGAUAUCAAUUUGAAAUAUGUAUUCAAUUGUAAUAUUUUAAUGAUAGUAUUUAUGAUGCCGUCCUUAUAAACAAUCAUUCUGUAAGUCUGUAACGCCUUUUAGCAUAAGUACAACAUAUCAGUAUUACAAAACGAAUGAAAGAACUUGGAGGAGGUGCCAUAGUCUAAUUAAUUGCCAUUCAAUGAUACUCUCAAAAUCAUAUUGCAUCAAAUUUUCUGUCACCCAUUUAAAGUUAUAGAUUCAUGUUUAAUUUUCUAUCAUGUAACAUAUUAUAUAUGCCUGUAUUCGAAAUAAUAACAUUUAUUCUGUAUGGAUUUGACUAGAUUUUAAAAUAUGGCAAUGAUAAAAGUACCAUAAUAACAAUUUAUGUAUGUGCCAACAAGUCUUCUAUUCUGCUUUAUAUUCGAACGUUCGAGAAACGCUGUUUUAUUCAUGACAUAACAACAUAAUUUAUGGAAUUGAUUUGUUUAAUUUUAAUGUAUUCGUCACCUACAUACAAUAUGAAGUUCAAUCUAGAUACAUUAUAAUAAGUUCAUAUAUUUUAAGCUUUAUGUUACAUAGUAUAUUUUUGUUUAUCAAAUAAGUACUUACGUUGAUAUAGCAGUAUAGAACGGUGAUCGUUAUUACAAAAAAAAAAAACAUAAUACAAAUAACGUGCCAAUUAACGGAUAUAACAAGGUGCUUGGGAACAAUUAAUAAUUACUGAUUAGUAUGUAUAGAAUCUCGGCGAAUAAUAGUAACAAUAUGACACUGUACAUAACACGUCGCCAAAACCGCAAAAGGGCGAACCUCAAAUAAAUUGUAUGAGGUUCGCCAUUUUGCGAUGUUGGGGACGAACAGUGUUAGGUACUGUUAUGUCUGCAAACGCAGCCACAACCCUAUGACCAACGAUAUAUUUUUAAUAUGAGUAUUAUAAUAUAAUAAUUGUACCUCUCAGUAUAAUAUAAAAGUCUACAAUACUUGAUUUUAUUGGUAUAUAAUUAUAUUAUUGAAAGUGUCUAUUAUGCGGUACUUGUAUUGUGACGCAUUUCAUUUUAUUAACAUUUAUCAAAUAAGUCAGACAAUAUAUCGAAAUGUAGAUAUUAAUUCAAUGUAGAGAUUAAGCUCAGUACUUAAAAUGUAACUUAAAGUACUUAAUUAUGCUUGGAUUUUAAAUCAAUGUAGGAUUUGUAGCGAGUAACUCGCGAAAUUUGCCUUUAUUCAACGAGUGCUUAAUUGCUACAAUGUUAAUUACAACUGGAACAUUUAAGUUCUGCUAUUUUAGUCCUAGAACUAAUAAGUUCUUUCGAUGAAUUGAUUAAUUUUAGUGAGAGGUAACACAGGUGCCUUCAUUAGGUACCUGUUUUAAUUUAGGUACACCGCAAUUUUAAUCGUCCUUUGAAUUUUAAUGACAUAUUAUUAUUAUAUUUUAGCGAUUUUUGUUAAGUUAUAUACUGGUUAUAUUUUAAAUGUAAGACAAAAUUUACGUAUACUUGUAGCUACAUUAUAUUUGUGUUAAUUGUUCGUAUUAUUUUACAUCGUCUACAAUACAAUAUAUUGGAUUAUAAUAAUAUAUUUAUUUUUACUUCA
Spodoptera frugiperda (fall armyworm) is the source of this 4846-nucleotide messenger RNA. RefSeq names its product band 4.1-like protein 5. The coding region runs from base 242 to 2245 and encodes 667 amino acids. The transcript has 2 exons. Gene Ontology annotation, molecular function: cytoskeletal protein binding. Gene Ontology annotation, cellular component: cytoskeleton. The record is from RefSeq and is a predicted model, not a curated record. NCBI's taxonomy places the organism in Eukaryota, Metazoa, Arthropoda, Insecta, Lepidoptera, Noctuidae.